This is a messenger RNA of Pseudophryne corroboree (corroboree frog), 2034 nucleotides long. It is a transcript of the gene CCN1, whose product is annotated as cellular communication network factor 1. The record is from RefSeq and is a predicted model, not a curated record. The coding region runs from base 326 to 1456 and encodes 376 amino acids. The transcript has 5 exons. Gene Ontology annotation, biological process: signal transduction; cell adhesion. NCBI's taxonomy places the organism in Eukaryota, Metazoa, Chordata, Amphibia, Anura, Myobatrachidae. Gene Ontology annotation, molecular function: integrin binding; heparin binding. Gene Ontology annotation, cellular component: extracellular matrix; extracellular region.
CCCGCAGCAGCUCAGAGGGAGACUGGACCAGUACACCACAGACCAGCACAGCCACUGGGACCAGUACACCAGAGACCAGCACAGCCACUGGGACCAGUACACACAGACCAGCACAGCCACUGGGACCAGUACACACAGACCAGCACAGCCACUGGGACCAGUACACACAGACCAGCACAGCCACUGGGACCAGUACACACAGACCAGCACAGCCACUGGGACCAGUACACACAGACCAGCACAGCCACUGGGACCAGUACACACAGACCAGCACAGCCACUGGGACCAGUAUACAGAGAUAUUCAUCACCAGUGAUAGCGGAACUAUGCCUGCCUUAGGAAUUACCCCCCUGCUGGCUGCAGCCAUCCUCAUUGGGCUCCUGGACUUGGCGUUGGCAUCAUGCCCAUCCGUGUGCCAGUGUCCCUUAGAGGUGCCCAGAUGUGCCCCAGGGGUAGGAUCAGUCCUGGACAGCUGCGGGUGCUGCAAGGUCUGUGCCAAGCAGCUGAAUGAGGACUGCAGCAAGAGCCAGCCCUGCGACCACACCAAGGGACUAGAGUGCAACUUCGGGGCCAGCUCCAGGGCCACCAGGGGCAUCUGCAGAGCAAAGUCUGAAGGCAGACCCUGCGAGUACAACUCCAGAAUAUACCAGAAUGGGGAGAGCUUCCAGCCAAACUGCAAGCACCAGUGCACGUGCAUCGAUGGGGCCGUGGGGUGCCUGCCUUUAUGCCCCCAAGAACUUUCCCUCCCAAACCUGGGCUGCCCAAAUCCAAAGCUGGUGAAGGUACCAGGGCAGUGCUGCGAGGAAUGGGUGUGCGACAAAGCCAGAGGCACAGGCGAUGAGGACACGGAGGACUUCUUCAGCAAGGAAUUAGGGCUGGAUGCUAAUGAAGGAGACCUGACCAGUAAAAACGAGUUUGUCCCUAUUGUGAAAGGAGGACACAAAAUGCUGCCAGCAUAUGGCGCUGAUCCGCAAGCUCACGUUGUUGAGACUCAGAAGUGCAUUGUCCAAACAACAUCCUGGUCCCAAUGCUCAAAGACCUGCGGAACUGGCAUCUCUACACGGGUUACCAAUGACAACAGCAACUGCAGGCUAGUGAGGGAGACCAGGAUCUGCGAGGUCCGGCCGUGUGGACAUACAAACUACUCCCAGCUAAAGAAGGGAAAGAAAUGUACAAAAACCAAAAAAUCUCCGGCUCCAGUGCGAUACAGCUACGCCGGCUGCAGCAGCGUGAAGAAGUACAGACCGAAAUAUUGCGGGUCUUGUAUGGAUGGGAGAUGCUGCACCCCCCAACAGACGCGGACUGUCAAAAUCAGAUUCAGGUGUGAGGAUGGGGAAACCUUCACCAAGAACGUCAUGAUGAUCCAGUCCUGUAGGUGCAACUACAACUGCCCCCAUGCAAACGAAGCCUACCCCUACUACAGAUUAUUCAACGACAUCCACAAAUUCCGAGAUUAAAUCCAACCAGCCGCAUAUGGACAAACUUGAGAAAAUUGGGAAUUUACUGCUGUGGAGACGUUGCAAUGCCGUCUGUGGACACUGUGUGGACGCAAGGAAUUUAUAAAGUGCAUUAUUACCACCUGGUCUUCAAUACAGCAGACUGAACUAUUUUACAGCUUCAUAGUACUGGAGCAAAAUGCGUCGCUUCUUUUUUUGGAGCAAUUUCUAAUAUUAUUAUAUUAUUAUUCUGGUAGUAAAUUAUCGUCUUAAGUAUUCUUCUGGUCCGCGAGAGAGUUGUUCCUGCAUAAUGUUACUGAACGACCAAAUUAUGGUACACUUGGGAAAAAAAAAAAAAGAAGAAAAACGAGUUGAGCAUUACAUUCCUUCCUUAACGGAUUGCGCUUGGUAAAAGCGCGGAUCUACGGCAGCUAUCACAAGCCAACAAUUCUUAAGCAAACAGAAGUCAAAUUCAAUGUGUUUUUAUUUAUCAAAAUGUAGCUUUGUUUUUGGAGACAAACGUUAUACUGGAAUAAAUUGUAAAUUGUUUUAAUUUUUAUAUUCAAUGAAUUAAAUAUAUUAUUUAUGGAAUUAAUCAU